AUGAGGCAUGCUAGGUACGACGACCAUCACCAAAGAUGGAACGAUAGAAGGCUAGAGUUCAGGUCAGUUGAGCCCCGUUACCAACCCACUCCACGCAAUCUAAACAAGGUUAAAAGACCAUAUGAUUGCCCGCCAGUUAGAAUCGACAACAGACCAUCCGAGUCGAGCCAAUACAAAGUUUCGGAGUACAACCUUAACGUUAAACCAACCCAGGUUGUGGCAAUCAUGAAAGGGAUGGGACCUACCGUUAAGUGGCCGAACAAGCUCAAUCUCGAAGCGAGGAGGGACACGACUAAGUGGUGCGAAUUCCAUGGUGACCAUGGUCAUAACACCGCGAAUUGCAUCGCCCUACGGUUGGAGGUUGCAACACUAUUGAAGAAGGGAUAUCUCCGAGAUCUGUUAACGGAUAGAGGGAAAAAUAUAAUCAACCAGAGGAGCUCGAAGGAAACAUCUCCGUCUCCACGAGAACCAACACCAAAAGGGCUCUGCUCAAUUAUUUUUGGAAGGUCGGAGAUCAGUGGGGUCAACUAUUCCUCGGCCAAGCGCUACGCCCGGGCCAACCAUCACCAUGAAGUCCAAUCCAUCCAUCCGUCCCCUUGGUCACACACCAACCAGGUAAUUCAGUUUGAAGAUGAUGAGUCAAUCACCUUGGCCGCCCUUCAUCACAAUGCUCUAGUUGUUUCCCUCCAGAUCACCAACAUCCUGGUCAAAAGAGUAUUCAUAGACGGGGGUUCCUCGGCAAACAUCCUCUUCCUUGAAGCAAUGAAGGCCAUGGGAUAG
Pistacia vera is the source of this 780-nucleotide messenger RNA. RefSeq lists its product as uncharacterized. The transcript has a single exon. Bases 1 to 780 code for a protein of 259 amino acids. NCBI's taxonomy places the organism in Eukaryota, Viridiplantae, Streptophyta, Magnoliopsida, Sapindales, Anacardiaceae. The record is from RefSeq and is a predicted model, not a curated record.